This is a messenger RNA of Lontra canadensis (Northern American river otter), 396 nucleotides long. RefSeq names its product PIGY upstream reading frame (gene PYURF). The coding region runs from base 40 to 384 and encodes 114 amino acids. The record is from RefSeq and is a predicted model, not a curated record. NCBI's taxonomy places the organism in Eukaryota, Metazoa, Chordata, Mammalia, Carnivora, Mustelidae. The transcript has 2 exons.
GCCGCGCGGUGCAGUGUGUCGGCGGCCGCCUGCCGGACCAUGCUGAGCGGAGCGUGCGGCUGGCUCUCCUCAGCGCUGCGGGGUCCACGCGUGCCGCCGUUCGCGGUCGCCCGUAGGUGCCUUCACGCGUCGGGGUCACGGCGGUCCGCGGACAAGAGCGAGAGGACCGGGGACCCGCCCCGCGCCUUCGACCCAGCGCUGCUCGAGUUCCUGGUGUGCCCGCUCUCCAAGAAGCCGCUCAGAUACGAAGCAUCGACGAACGAAUUGAUUAAUGAAGAGUUGGGAAUAGCCUAUCCAAUUAUUGAUGGGAUCCCUAAUAUGAUACCGCAGGCAGCUAGGAUGACACAUCAAAGUAAGAAGCAAGAAGAAAUGGAGCAGCACUAGAUCAUAAUUUUU